AAGCACCCGUCUCGUGGGAUGUGUUGUGCACCUUUCACCUUUUGGAAGAGAUUUCUUGAACAGUAUGCCGCCGACCCACUGACAUUAUGAUCGGGUCUAACAAUCGUCUUAUUUUUUUCACGAUUUUAACGAACGCGCGUUUUAAAAAAAUGUAACACAAAAUGGUGUGGUGCAGGCGCAAACUCAAAAUUCAGUGGCUUCUGACAGUUACCUCGCUCGGAAUUUGGGGCUUUUACGUUUACAAUGGCGCCAAACACAAAGAGUCUAUCGAAAUGGACAAAGUUGAUCACUUUACCACCGAAUCUCACCAGACUAGAAGCCACCGGAAAUUGGGAAAAUUUGUUACUAAAUCGCUGGCCCAGUUGGGAAAAAUGGACGAGAUCAACAAGCAUUUUCUUCUGUUGAAUUAUAUUCCCAGAAGCGGCGCCGAAAUUUUGAUUUUUAUACUGCAGAGAGUACAGGGUAUGAAUAAUUUUCGGCACAUCAGGAUGAAAGGGCCGAUCAAAGGCGAGUUGACGAAAUCAGAACAGGAAAAGCUGGUUUACGAUUUUUACGACAUAAGAAAAAGCGCGGCGAUUCCUUUAAGCUUCGACAAGAACGUGCACUUCAUCAAUUUCACCACGUUUGAUAGACAGUUGCCGACUUACAUCAAUCUAAUUAGAGAUCCAGUUGAGAAAGUUAUGACCAGAGUUACUAAGAAUCACGUAGAAAAUAAUAUUGCGAUACGUUGUUUGCUGAGAGAAGGAAACUAUUGCAAAAUUAAAAUGGAGAUGGCUAUUCCAUAUUUUUGCGGAUACAGUCCACGAUGUAUGGAACCGAAUAAUGCGUGGGCCCUGAAGACAGCCAUAGAAAACGUCGAGAAAUACUAUCCGGUCGUAGGGGUACUAGAAGAGUUAAACGCAACCCUCCACGUGAUGGAGAAACAAAUUCCUUAUUUUUUUAAAGGCGCAAAGGAUAUAUAUCAGAGAAAAUUAUACAAAAUGCACAGGAAAAGAAAGACAAUAGCAUUUCCUAAGCAACUGAGAAAUAAAUUGGAAAGAAUGUUGGGAAACGAAUGGCUUUUCUACAACUGGGUGAAGGAAAGGUUACUACGGCAAGCAAGAAAUACAUGACCGUGAUGAUGUCUACACCAUUUUUCAUCAUUGUCAUACCAAAGAACAAGGAAUUAGUUAAGCUUCCUUUAGAAUGUUUAUAUCGCAUACUAAACGGCUUAUGUUCGAUAUAAAGCCU
Cylas formicarius (sweet potato weevil) is the source of this 1230-nucleotide messenger RNA. RefSeq names its product uronyl 2-sulfotransferase-like. The record is from RefSeq and is a predicted model, not a curated record. Gene Ontology annotation, cellular component: membrane. The transcript is spliced from 5 exons. NCBI's taxonomy places the organism in Eukaryota, Metazoa, Arthropoda, Insecta, Coleoptera, Brentidae. The coding region runs from base 162 to 1112 and encodes 316 amino acids. Gene Ontology annotation, molecular function: sulfotransferase activity.